Messenger RNA from Paramecium tetraurelia, 3267 nucleotides. RefSeq lists its product as uncharacterized. Lineage: Eukaryota; Ciliophora; Oligohymenophorea; Peniculida; Parameciidae. The record is from RefSeq and is a predicted model, not a curated record. Gene Ontology annotation, molecular function: voltage-gated potassium channel activity. The transcript is spliced from 3 exons. Gene Ontology annotation, biological process: potassium ion transmembrane transport; regulation of membrane potential.
AUGCAAUUCCAUUUAGAAACUGAAAAUAACUUAAUAAUAAGUGAUUUUAGACCUGAGGAUUGUAUAGAUUUUCUUUCGAUGGAAUCUAUUUCCGACGUUGGGAUUUAAUUUCCAAAACCACAAAAUACAAAAUAUAAUGUUGAGCCUCCUCCUAAUUCAAAAGACUUAAAAGAAAAAGUAAUACUUUCUCCAUUAUCGCCUAAUUUUGAAGGACUCAAAGAUUAUGAACAAUAAAUUUUGCUCCCUUCAUAAAAUCUAACUUAAAGACCAAUUUAACAAAAGUCGUCAAUAAAAUUGAUUAAUAACAACCAUAAGUAAUAAACGAAUUUUAGUGGAAGUUUCAUGAAGUAUUUUCAUACUAGAAGAUUUGUAAACAGAAUAUUGAGAAAUAAACAUAUGUUUCAUAAGUUACAACCAAUACAUUUAGAGAUAAUUAAUGAUGCUUCUUCGCAUUAUGAUACUGAGAUAUUUGGCCAGAAAUCUCAUUCCUUCAAACCUCUUGGAUUAAUGAAGACUUUGCAUUUAUCAAUAUCACCCAGUCUAACCAAAAAAAUCAUUUCUAAAUACAGAUAGAUGUCAAAUUUCGUUUUGAGCAAACUUUAAUAAAUAUUACACUAAAUUCCAGUAAUUCAACCUGAAAAUAAGGGAAGAAUUAUUUGGGAUGUUGUUCUUUCCAUUACUCGAUUAUAUUUUAUUAUCCUUAUUCCAAUUGAUAUGGUAUUUGAAGAGAGAUUGUUAUAUUCUGAUAAACUAAUAAUAGUUACAACUCUAUAAACUUUUUUAUUGAUUUUAGACAUGUUUAUCAAUUUUAAUACUGCUUAUUAUUAGUUUGGGUAGAUAGUUUCAGAAAGAUCAAAAAUAAUCCACCAUAAUUUUAGCAAGGGAUAUGGAUUAGAUGCAUUUUCUGUGAUCUUUUUAAUUUGUUUAUUGUUUGUUGAUUGGGACUAAAUCGGAGAUUAUGAACCCUUUGUAUUUAUUGGAUUAUUAUCAUUUACUGUUUAAUACUAAAAUAUAACCAAAUUAACUCGAAUUUUUGAAGAAGUUUUGAAUCUAAAUAAAAUUUAAGCUGGUUUCUUGGAAUUAGCAAAAUUAAUCACAUUGUUAUUAUAUAUUUUGCAUAUUUCUGCUUGUAUCUGGAUUGGGUGUGGCAGAAUAAGUUCUUCUGUAACUAAUGGUACUAGUUGGAUGGUGAAGGAAUAGGUACUUAAUGAGCAAUGGAUAGUUUAAUAUUUGAGAUCAUUUUAUUUCUGCACUGUGACUAUGUUUACUGUUGGAUAUGGCGAUUUAACUCCUUAAUCUAAUUUAGAAUAUGUGACAUGCAUCAUAUUUAUCAUGAUUUUUAGUAUCCAAUUACCAUAUAGUGUAAAUACUGUAGGAGCUAUUAUUGAUGAAAUUUCUAAAUAUAGCGAAUAAAAAUUGUAGAAGCUACGCAUAAUUAAUACAUAUAUGGCUAAAAAGAAGAUCACCUAUGAAUUGUAGGUCAAAAUUCGAUAAUAUUUAGCAUAUUAUUGGGAAUGUCAAAAUACAUAACUUUCUCAAGAGGUCAAAGGAAUUUUGGAGUAAUUAUCAGAAAAUCUUAGAGAUUCUUUAAUGUUAGAAGCCAACUCAAUUAUAUUAAAUAGUUGUGAUAUGUUUUCGAAGUUUCUUUCUCCUGGCUUUACAAAAGCUUUAGUUAACAAGAUUAGAUAUUUGGAUGUUCAGCCUGAAAAUAUAGUUGAUUUUGCGGAUUAGCCUGACUCAUAUCAAAAUUAUUAUUUAGCUUUCAUUGAAAUUGGAACAAUUCAAGUUAUUCAAGAUUAAAAUAAUUGUAAAAAUGAUUCAUAUAUUAAACAACUUAGUUCUGGUUAAGUAUUUGGUUUAUAUGAAUUUAUAACUGGAACAUAAUGUAAUGAGUUUUAUAAAAGCAAAGGAUUUACUAAAUUAUUGGUAUUACCAAGAAAUCAAUUUUUAAAAAUAUUGAGAGAUUUUCCAGAAGAUAAAGAAAAAUAUUGUUAAAUAAGAGAUGAUUUACUUUACAAUAACGGCGAACAAUUUCUGAGAGAUAUUGGAGUAUAAUGUUACAUGUGUAAUUCAAGGGAUCAUAUAACCAAAUUCUGUCCUAUGGUACAUUAUUGUGCAGAUAAGGAAAAGAUAAUUAAAUCUCAAACAUAUAUCAUAAAAUAACCUAGAGUAAAGCAAAAAAGAAAAGUUAGGAGAAGUUAAUUUAAUGGAAAGAGUGACCAAAAAAUAAUUAUGGAAAUAGCCUAAUAUUUUAAGGAAGACUUUUGGAAAUAAUGCUAGUAUUAUGAAAUUAAUGAUAUUGACUUAGAACAGUAACAAUCCCCUCAAUAUAGUAUCACAUCAGAUGAAAUCAAAGAAAAUAUCAAAUCAACUCCAUAAUUACAUAUAACUAAGACAUCCUAAGUUAUAUAAAACAAGCACAUCAAAUAAUAGAGAAUAGGAUUGUUAAAUGAAAUACACCAAUCCAGGAGAGCUGCUAGAUAGAAUACGAUAUCUCCAUUAAUGAAAUUUUCAACCAAUUAAUAAAUCGCAGAUUAAUAUUCUUAAAACGAAAUGAAAGUAAUACCCAGAGCACAUUCUUCUUUAAUAGAAAAUGUCAGUUAAUAAGAAAGUCAGAUCACCCCUGAAAAACAAGAGGAAGAGGAUGGAACAGCCUAGAAAAGUAAUCAGCAAAUAGUCCCAAUUAAGGUCGAGUAAUUUUAGACCAAAAAGAGAUGUAUGCCAUAGCCUUAAUAAUCUUAAUUCACAAAACGAUUAAAAAACCUAAAAAUAGAAAUUGAAAAGGAUCCUUAGAAGAAAAUGAGUUUAUUUACUACUACAGAUUUAGAACUUUAAGAGAAUUGUUCAGCCUUAGAAUAAAGAAUAAUAUAACUAAAAUAAUUUCAGGAGCAAGAGACAACAGUAGUUUAAUUAUAAAAUUUGUCUAUUCUAAUUUAAAAUUAAUUGAAUGAUAAAUUCAUGUGCUUAGAAAACUUUGACUUACAAAAAGAUUUUCAAUUCUAUUUACAUCAUAAUAACUUUACUUAAUUAGAAGUAAGUAAUUGUUACAAUAAACAUCUAAUCGAAAACUUAUCUAGAUUUAUCAAGUAUUUAUUUUAUCCAUUCGUUUAUAUUAAAAAAUACUCUAAAUUAAAUGUUGAUGAGGAUCAUAAAUUAGAAAGGCAAAGAAAAACAAUGUCCUUUUCCAAAAAGAAAGCAACAGUAGUUAUUAAAUUUAGAGAUAAAGCAAAAUAAAUUAUAAACAGUAGAAGAAUAGUGCCAGAAUGA